GGCCCAUGCUCCUCCUUUCCGCCAUCUUGCUGAAAAUGGUGUACAAACGGUUUGUGGAGAUCGGCCGUGUGGCCUUUGUGCGCUUCGGACAGGACGAGGGCAAGCUGUGUGCCGUGGUCGACAUUGUAGACCAGAACAGGGCUCUCGUCGAUGGCCCCAACAUCCGCCGCCAGGCUGUCAGCUUCAAGUUCCUCCAUCUGACCGGGGUCGUGAUCAACAUCGGACACGGCUGCGGCACGACCGCCGUGAAGAAGGCGUGGGAGAAAGAGGGCGUGGAGGAGAAGUGGCGCCAGUCCACCUGGUACAAGAAGCUCCAGAUGAAGGCCACGAGAAGACAGCUCUCUGACUUUGACCGCUUCAAGUUGAUGAAGGUCAAGCAAAGGCGUUCCUGGCUGAUUAAGAUGGAGAUGGGCCGUCUGAAGAAGGCGCAGAAGAAGUGAACAGUACCAGGUCCAGAAAAUCUGCCGUAGACGCAAAUAAAAUCUUACUAAAAACAUA
Messenger RNA from Branchiostoma belcheri (Belcher's lancelet), 498 nucleotides. RefSeq names its product 60S ribosomal protein L14-like. NCBI's taxonomy places the organism in Eukaryota, Metazoa, Chordata, Leptocardii, Amphioxiformes, Branchiostomatidae. The record is from RefSeq and is a predicted model, not a curated record. Gene Ontology annotation, biological process: translation; ribosomal large subunit biogenesis. The coding region runs from base 6 to 440 and encodes 144 amino acids. Gene Ontology annotation, cellular component: ribosome; cytosolic large ribosomal subunit. The transcript has 5 exons. Gene Ontology annotation, molecular function: structural constituent of ribosome; RNA binding.